UACCUAACAGUCUUACAUGCACCCUAACCACCUUUUCUUUCUCCUCUCAACUCCCUUCUCGCCCUUGCAUUGUUUCUACCAAUCUGCAGCUGCAACAGAGCACAAGAUUAAGUGGAAGAUGCAAGGUCACGAGAAGAUUGCUGCUCUGAAGCCUGUGGCCUCCAGGCCUUUCUCAAGCUUCUGGACCUACUUAAAGCUCCUAAAAGACUUCACCGCCACUGGUUCUGCACCAAUCACCGUCCUGGAGGAGACAAAUCUAAUUAGGCCAAAGACAACACGGUUCACAUCGGUACCGAGUAAUCUUCCGACAGAAAUAACUGCAACCACAUUGCAGGAUGCUGGUCCAGGUACCACACUUGAAGACAUGGAAGAAGAUACAGAACAGUUCGUCUCUUGUGGCCCUCUGACAACAUGCCACACUAUCAGGAAGCCUAUGAGCAGUGUGAAGAACCGUUUGCCAUAUGAUGGCUGCAGCUGGAGGAAGUAUGGGCAGAAGCAAGUGAAAGGGAGCGAGUUCCCACGGAGCUACUACAAGUGCACUCAUCCAAGCUGCCCUGUCAAGAGAAAGGUGGAGACAGCAAUAGAUGGACAGAUUGCUGAAAUUGUAUACAGCGGUGAGCACAACCACCACAAGCCUCAUCCUCCCAAGAAGAUGUUGUCAUCGCCAAGUACAGAGGUUGUGGUCGUGGACCUGCAUGGUACGAACUAUGCAGGACUAGAAAACCAGAUAGGAGGACGCAAUUGGCUCCUGGUACUGCUGUAAUAGCAUCUGGAGGCAGUUCUAAUUGCUUUGACGAAGUGUAAAAAAAUGAGUGAGCUCACUGACAACAAGAAAAGCACAAAGGAGAAGCAAUCAAGUAACGCAAGCAACCUAAAUUCACUUCCGAGGUAAUAUUUCUCUGAAGAUUCGCUACUGUGCUAUAACUAAUGGUCAGGGAGAAGUGUAUGCGUCUGUAGCCCUGAACCUAGUUGCUACUCCUUUUGGAUUUAACCAUGUCCACAACUUUAUAAUCCUAUUAUCGUCAGGUGUCGUAUCUUUUUUUUGGCUUGUUUCUAUUCUAGCACAUAGAACUGCACAAGUUGGCCCGAUGGGUACGGUGCUUAGCAACUAAUGGCUCACUUGGUAGGGCUGAAACAAAGUAGAAAUUGAGACAUGAGGUAGCGUUACAAUAUGAGCG
Messenger RNA from Phragmites australis (common reed), 1178 nucleotides. RefSeq names its product WRKY transcription factor 44-like. The record is from RefSeq and is a predicted model, not a curated record. The transcript is spliced from 4 exons. Gene Ontology annotation, biological process: regulation of DNA-templated transcription. NCBI's taxonomy places the organism in Eukaryota, Viridiplantae, Streptophyta, Magnoliopsida, Poales, Poaceae. Bases 17 to 763 code for a protein of 248 amino acids. Gene Ontology annotation, molecular function: DNA-binding transcription factor activity; sequence-specific DNA binding.